AUGCCCACAAGAAAGAUCAGCUCUGCUGAAGGGGUGGCAAAGGAGCCCAAGAGGAAAUUGGUGAGGUUCUCAACCAAACCUGCACCUGCAAACGUGGAAAAGAAGCCAAAAAAGGAGGAAGGAAAGGAUACUCUUCAGACAAAAAAAAAAAAAAAAAGGAAAAGGAAAGCAAAGGGUAAACAGGCUGAAGUGGCUAACCAAGAAACAAAAAGAGACUUACCUACAGAAAAUGGAAAAUCUAAAAAUGGGAGUCUAGCCUUUGAUGAAGCAGGAGAGAAAGAAGCCAAGUCUGGUGGACAGAAUAAGACAGGCAAAUGUAAGAAAGUGAGGAAGGCAAGGAAUGAAACUCAGCCAGUUGAUUCCGGAGCCAGCAAAACUCUUAGAAACUACGCGUUGGUGCGCAUAGCUCCAGCGACACAUGCUAGAGCAGUUUAUGUUCCCACUGGUAUUAGAGUUUUAGUUGAUCCUUUACCUCGCCUUUGGGUGUAUGAGCGGUCUGUAGGCGCGACAGUCCACCUACCGCGCACGUAG
Messenger RNA from Hyaena hyaena (striped hyena), 531 nucleotides. Its product is annotated as non-histone chromosomal protein HMG-14-like. Gene Ontology annotation, biological process: chromatin organization. Bases 1 to 531 code for a protein of 176 amino acids. The record is from RefSeq and is a predicted model, not a curated record. Gene Ontology annotation, molecular function: nucleosomal DNA binding. Gene Ontology annotation, cellular component: nucleus; chromatin. Lineage: Eukaryota; Metazoa; Chordata; Mammalia; Carnivora; Hyaenidae. The transcript is spliced from 3 exons.